UGGGAAGCAGCGACCCGAAAUGUUCGCUGGGCAAAGUUCCGAAAGCAGUGCUCCGAAUUGGAAGAAGAGUACUCUAAUCGUCAAUGGAAAAUCGUGCGUUAAUUAACGGCAUCCAGUAAUACAGUGCCAGGCAUUAGCAGCUCCGGGAAAAGGGCUGUCGCGUGCGCGUUAAAAUCGGUCCAAUCUAGUCGCGAAUUGCGAAACGGUUCGGUGUGCAAAGGUUGAAACAGAUCGCCACUCGCUGAAUGAGCACGGCUGCGGCCAUCUUGAAAGUGAGGCACCACAAACACACGCACAAACGUAGACACGUACGUACGUGCGCCGCGCACAUACACACAAACGUCGCCUUAGCCGCUCGGCCCCGCCGUGUGUCGUGAAGAGGAGGAGGGGGCUCUCUCGCUCUCGCUCUCUUUUGAUUCGCAAACUUACCGUGGUUCCUGUGUUUGCGGUCCGUCGGAAAAGAAAAACCCCGAGGAAACGGAGCAGCAUAAAUCCACGAUUUGCAACCAACACACACACGCACACACACGGCCAUCCGUCUCGUCAACUUCCAGCACCGGCGGAAGCUCUCGGCAUACAGGGCUCCUCGUUCCCCCCCCCCCCCCCCCCGCCCGCACCAUUUUUGUUGCCGUACCGGAACAACGCGUUUCUUUUUCCUCCAUGGCUGGCAUUAGAUGCUGGAUCUAGGAAGGCGCAGGAAAAAAAGAAACCCCCCCCCCAAUCAUCACUAACAGCAGCAGCAGGAGCAGAAGCUCAUUCGCCCCAUACAUAUUCGCCAUCGGUUGUCCUCUCGGUGUGACCACAACCGUACACAGUGCAAAAGCAGGGAACGAAAAGGGUAGCGAGCUGAACGAUUGCAUCCGAAAGGAGUACAUUCUGCGGAGCUCAAAAUUACCCCCAAGCGUUUCCGUUCCGACAUCGGUGGAACAGAGUGGAGCAGCAGCAGCGGCAGCAGCAGCAGCAGCAGCGGCAGCAGCAGCAGCAGCAUAAGAAUCUGGAGCGAACGGGAGUGCGGCGGCGGACAGGAAGUUGUUGAAGCGCGCGCCAGAACCAUUCCGGAGGCCCGUUUUGCAUGAGUAGAUUAUGUCUGAUAUCUGUGAGCAGAUGUGUACAUAGCCAUGGCUGCGACGCGAAAGUUGCAAGGUGAAAUCGAUCGGUGCCUGAAGAAAGUCACUGAGGGUGUAGAAACGUUCGAAGAUAUCUGGCAGAAGGUUCACAAUGCUACCAACAGCAAUCAAAAGGAAAAGUAUGAAGCAGAUCUCAAGAAGGAAAUUAAAAAGCUGCAGCGGUUGCGCGAUCAAAUCAAAUCAUGGAUCGCAUCCGGCGAGAUCAAGGAUAAAAGCGCUCUGCUGGAAAACCGUCGGCUCAUAGAAACCCAAAUGGAGCGGUUUAAGGUGGUCGAACGGGAAACGAAAACGAAAGCCUACUCGAAGGAGGGCCUUGGCGCGGCCCAGAAGAUGGAUCCGGCGCAGCGGGAAAAGGAAGAGAUUAGCACGUGGCUAACGUCGUCCAUUACCUCGCUGCAGAUACAGAUCGAUCAGUUCGAGUGCGAGGUUGAGUCGCUGCUCGCCGGCAAGAAGAAAAAGCUCGACAAGGACAAGCAGGACAAGAUGGACGAGCUGAAGGGCAAGCUGGAGCGGCACAAGUUCCACGUCACGAAGCUGGAGACGCUGCUGCGGAUGCUCGACAACGACGGCGUCGAGGUGGAGCAGAUCAAGAAGAUCAAGGAGGACGUCGAGUACUACAUCGACUCGUCGCAGGAGCCCGACUUUGAGGAGAACGAGUACAUCUACGACGAUAUCAUCGGGCUGGAUGACGUGGAAAUCUCUGGCAUCCCGGUGUCGACCGGUACGGAUAGCAAUAACAGCAACGAGACGGCAGGUUCGCCAAGCAGUCUAAUAUCGGGAACUAGUCCGGCGCAGUCACCGGUGCUAAACUACAGUGCCAGCACGUUACACAAUCACAGUAGCGAUCUGUCCGCCGAUAACAACAAUCUGAAUGAGAAGCGUUCGAAGAGCGAGGGCACGAAGAUUACGCCGGUGAAACCGACCGCAAUCCGCGCUAGCAAGGUGGACCCGUCCGUCACCGCUGUCAGCAAUGCCGUCAACAAUAACGGCAGUAGCAGCAAUAGCACCAGUAAUAAUAGUAGUAGUACCACUAUUAGCAACAACAAUACGUCCAAGACCGGGCUAAUCAGCUCGACGCCGAGCAAAAACCACGCGAAUGCUGCCGCGCCGCUACCCACCAUGCUGGUGCUACCGCAGCCGCCCAACAGUAUACCGAUCAUCGGGCCCGCUUUUGCUGCCGUUGCAAAACAACAUCCCAAAAAUGGUUCUAUACUCCAACCCAGCACGCCCACGACGGGUGCUGGCGCAUCGUCCGCAUCGUCGACAAGCGGGCCACUGCAAACGCAAGCACCGAAUUCAUCGAAUGUCUUUAGCAGCCUCAGUCAGAUUAUUAAUACAUCUCAAACUAAGCUUAGUCAGCAGCAGCAGCAGCAGCAACAGCAAACGCCGAGUAGUCUACCGAGUGCUGCAGCCGUUGUCGCCGCCGCGAAUAGCAGUAGUGGUGGUGUGCCGUCUUCGACACAGUCGAACGCAUCUUCACAACAGCAGCAGCAACAGGCGCAGCAGGCGCAGCAGCAGCAAGCACAGCAGCAGCAGCAGGCCCAGCAGCAGAUUCCUCCCGGUCAGAAUUCCAUGCUACUUCACAAUGCCCUGUCGUCGGCAUCGAGUACGGAGAGCAACAAUCAUGUAAUGAGUACAUCGUCCGCGUCUACCAUCAGUAGUAGCGGGGCGAACGUUAUUAAUAACUGUGUCUCUCCCAGCAAUUCCGCAGUCAGUAGCAGAGCGUCACCUAGCUUGAUGUCACCUCCGCAGCAGCAACAGCAACAGCAGCAGCAGCAACAGUUGUUGAACGGUCCCACAGCACUCGCGCAAGAAGUGAUAAAUAGAACGGGAGUUCUCGAAACGGGCCCAACCGCCAACCCGAACGCGUUAAUGCAGCAGCAACAGCAGCAGCAGCAGCAGAGCCAACAGCAACAAUCGUCGAAUACCCAGGGUGCAGCGGCGGUCGCGGCAGCCGCAGCCACCACUGCGCAACAAGCUGCAGCUGCAGCAGCAGCAGCACAAGCAUCCGCAUUUGUCGCGGCGGCUGGUCAGCUACAGCAGCAGCAACAACAGCAGCAGCAGCAACAGCAACAACAACAGCAGCAGCAACAAUCGCAACAGCAGCAACCACAACCACAGCCAGCAGAUUCGAGACAGGCUGGGCCAGUUCCUUCGAAUCAAACGCCCCAACCACAGUCCGGUGGCGGUGGCGGCGGCGGCGCCGGCCAGUCGUUAAUGGUCGAUGCGAGCGGCGUGCCGGCGGGAGCCAACGCGGGCAACAACCUGUUGCCAACGUCAUCGGCUACUGCCGCCAUCACGAACGGACCGAACACGAUCAUCAACACUAACUCUAGUAUUUCGAACGCCGCCAACGUGAACAGUGGUGGUGGCGGUGGCGGCGGCGGCCCCGGAGGCAUGAAGCCGUCGGCCGGUACGCACGAGGCCUGCAUACCGCCGCUACUCGGCGUGGCACCGCUGGGCACGUCCAAGCUGCAGAAGGAGCAUCAAAUACAAUUCCAACUCAUGGAAGCCGCCUACUAUCAUCUGCCAACACCAAGCGAUUCAGAGAGGCUAAGGCCGUACUUGCAACGUCAACCUGUCCAAACUCCACCGCACUAUCCACAGCAACAACUUCCACAUUCUGAAACGGUUGAGUUUUUCCAGCGUCUGUCACCGGAAACGCUCUUCUUCGUGUUUUACUACAUGGAGGGAACGAAGGCUCAAUAUCUAGCCGCGAAGGCGCUGAAAAAGCAGAGCUGGAGAUUUCAUACGAAAUAUAUGAUGUGGUUUCAACGCCACGAAGAACCGAAAGUGAUCAACGAAGAAUACGAGCAGGGAACCUACAUCUAUUUUGACUAUGAAAAAUGGGGCCAGCGUAAAAAGGAAGGGUUUACGUUUGAAUACAAGUACUUAGAAGACAGGGACCUGAAUUGAUCUUUACAGAUUACGGAACUCCUUUUUUAAAAAAUAUGUGGAAAAAAACAAAAUGAAGCGAAAAAAAUUGAUCAAUAAAAACUAUAAAAUGUUCUGAAAACAAACAAAUCCCCAAAAAACCACCCCCCCUCAACCCCAAACGGGGGCGAAACAACCGCAACCACCACUCACACCCAACACACAAAGAGAAACAAAACAAAAAAACGAAAAAUAAUGCCGUCGCUGUACAGUUUCGGUGGAGGAAGUCUAUCGUACUUGAAGGAAGCAACAAGCGGCGGCAAACAACAAGCAACGCGCUUCUUACUACCGACAUACCGUAUCAAUCAAUGCAUACGUUCCCAUACUGCAAAAAGAGCCUCCGUUUCGUUGUUCAAUAUCCACGACAACAGUUGAAUGGUGAAGAUUGAAUGAUCAUCGAUACUCUGCGUAAACGCAUACCUGUACAAACGGCAUUUCCCUUUGAAAUGGGUCCCUCACCCUGUUGAAAGUAACAUCCCACGACUUUCCGCCGUGUGGAACUUGCAAAGACUCCGAUUUAAAAAUGUUUGCCUUUGGUUCUCUCUUCGUUAAGCUUUUCAUUCUUUCUUUGUUUUUUAGAAAAAAGGAAGCUUCCACCAUCCUGUACAUAAAUCAGCGGUGCUCGUCGUCUGUCCGUGGGCCGUAUUUGCGGCACGAUUUUGGAAGCCGCCGGCACAGCCGUGUGGAUGCGGAUGCACUUAUGCAUUUUCAAACGGCAGCGGAGGCAUAUACGCUGGCUGCCACCUGUAUCUCGUUGUUUCUCUUGAACGUUUUGGGAAUGUCAAUUGGCGCUGGUGUGAAUAGAGUUUGUGUGUGGUGUGCCUCAUCGCGAGAGAUCGGUCCCCCAGCUACGAACAAUGUUUUAGUGAAAUCGUAAACCUUUAGAAGCAAAAGAAAAAAGAAAAAAGAAAACAUACACAACGUAAAACCAUAACAUAAUCCAUGAUUGAUUGAUGAUAGAGAAUAGAUUUUAAAAGUUCAAACUGAAGCAAACAAGAAAAA
Messenger RNA from Anopheles coluzzii, 5063 nucleotides. RefSeq names its product CCR4-NOT transcription complex subunit 3 (gene Not3). The transcript has 12 exons. Gene Ontology annotation, cellular component: CCR4-NOT core complex; nucleus; P-body. Lineage: Eukaryota; Metazoa; Arthropoda; Insecta; Diptera; Culicidae. The record is from RefSeq and is a predicted model, not a curated record. Gene Ontology annotation, biological process: regulation of DNA-templated transcription; nuclear-transcribed mRNA poly(A) tail shortening. The coding region runs from base 1119 to 4043 and encodes 974 amino acids.